UACCGCUCUCCCUCCCUCCACCGAAAGCCCGACUCAUCGCUCAACAACUAAACUCGCGUCGACAAAAAAACGAUUUUUCUGCCCCCCAAAAAAAAAAAUUGCCCCCAAAUUUUUUUGCCCCCCCGCCUCCUCACUACUCACUGGCUCUUAUGGCCUUUCACGUAGCUUGCCCAAUUACAUGGUCAGUCUCUUUGUUGUAUUACUCCUGUUGACACUCUCCGGAUUCCUUCCUUUCCUUCCUCUUUUGCUUCUCUAUCCUCUAAUCUCAUCCGUCGCCCCCUCCGCUGGGCCUCUCUUUGUUUGCAGCCUUCGAAUCUGCUCCUGCGAGCUAGGGUUUCCGCGGGAUCUGCACGGGGAGGCAUCGAAGUCCGAUUUCCUGCUCGAUGUAUCCAGAAUCGAGGAGCUAUGGAGGGAUCCCUCGCGAAUUAGGGCUUCCAACGGGGCUACCGUUCAGGUUUUGGUUCCUAAGAUUGUGCCUGCUCCUCCACCUCCUAUCCCUGUUCCUGCUGCUCCCACACCGGUUUCGGUUCCCACUCUAGCUCCCCAGCUGGCGGGAGGCGAUGGUGGGGAUGUUGAUCUUGGCGGGGAGGAUUCCGCGGCUUUGUCCGCUUCCGUGCACACAAAGCGUGUGGCGCUUCAAAAGAAGGCUGCUGCUACUGUGGUUGCUGCUGAGGAUUUCGCCCGAAGGUUCGAGUCUGGUGAAGCUGCGGUGGUCUCAAGAGACACUAAUGGAGAUGAGCAAGCACUUUCCAACACAAACACAAAGGUGAUGUGUCGAAUGUGCUUCUCUGGUGAAACAGAUGGUAGCGACAGAGCAAAAAAGAUGCUUUCUUGCAGAAGUUGUGGCAAGAAGUAUCAUAGGGGCUGUUUGAAAGCUUGGGCUCAACACAGAGAUUUAUUUCACUGGAGUUCGUGGGCUUGUCCAUCUUGCCGGACAUGUGAGAUAUGUCGAAGAACUGGAGAUCCCAAUAAGUUUAUGUUCUGCAAAAGGUGUGAUGGUGCUUACCAUUGUUACUGCCAGCAUCCGCCCCACAAGGUAAUAUUUUGUUUCUUAUGUCUUGCAGAUUGCAACAGCAGUAUGAAAUUAGUGAUGCUAUGUUUCUUUAACGGUGCAGAAUGUCAGCUCAGGACCAUAUUUGUGCUCCAAACAUACAAGGUGCCACAGUUGUGCAUCCACUGUCCCUGGAAAUGGUUUAAGUGUGAGGUAAUGUGGUUUCUGGGGUUCACAUGCUGUGAUGCUUGUGGACGAUUGUUUGUCAAGGGGAAUUAUUGCCCAGUUUGUUUAAAGGUUUAUAGAGAUUCAGAAUCAACACCAAUGGUCUGUUGUGAUAUCUGCCAACGUUGGGUGCACUGUCAUUGUGAUGGCAUAAGUGAUGAGAAGUAUCUGCAGUAUCAAGUUGAUGGUAAUCUCCAAUAUGUAUGUGCAACGUGUCGCGGAGAGUGCUAUCAGGUUAAGGAUCUCGAAGAUGCUGUUCAAGAGCUGUGGAGAAGACGUGAUGUAGCUGAUCAUGAUUUGAUUGUCAGCUUGAGGGCUGCUGCAGGAUUGCCAACUCAAGAAGAUACUUUCUCUAUAUCACCUUACUCCGAGGACGAAGAUAAUGGACCCAUAACGUCAAAGAAUGAGUUUGGGCGUUCUUUGAAGUUUUCCCUCAAAGGUGUUAUGGAUAACUCACCAAAGAAGAGCAAAGACUAUGGAAAGAAGUAUUUCAAUAGAAAGUCGAGCAAAAAUAAGAGCUCUGAGGUACACUUAUUGAGUAAGAUAGAAGCAGAUGUGGACCGAUAUGAGACACAAUCUUAUGGACAGAGUUCUGAUGAGAGAAAGCACUAUGGGUCUCAUUCUUAUAAGAAUGCUGGAUUGGUUGCACAUACUUCUCCUGUUGUUGGUGGUUUAUGUCACGCUAAUGCAACCAACUCUGUUGGUCAGCCAGGAGAUCUAAAACAGAAGCCUAUUGAUGAGGUGAUGGUUAAUGAUGGUGACAAGGGGGCAAGGAUUGUUAAGAUUAAGAGCAACAAGCCUCCUGAUAGGGAUAGUGGAGAUGAUAGUGAUAAGCAUGACAGCAAAAUGAAAUCUGUGAAAACCAAGAAGCUAGUGAUAAACCUAGGUGCACGAAAGAUAAAUGUUACUAAUUCCCCAAAGUCUGACGCUUCAAGUUGCCAAAAAGAGCAGGAUUUGCCAAAUUCAAAAGGAUGUGAAGAUGCAGGCAAUUCUAAAAUAGGCGACAGUCUGAUGGACAAAGAGAAUGGAGAUGCUAAACCUGGUAAUGGAGGCAGAGUUGACCAAUCUGGCCAAGUAAGAAUUCUGAAGUUUGCUCGAAGAGGGAGUAGUUUGAUUAAACUUGGAAAAGUGAAAGGAGCACCUGAAGGGAAUCCAAAACUCGAGCGAGAUAAUGGCUCACAUACAAGUGCUUCAUCACUUGGAUGUGCAAGUGAAGUUCCAACAUUAAAAAAUGACAAGGCGCCACAGGGGAAACAAUCUGAAAGGCCAGUUACAAAUACUGAAACCAAUGAUGAUUCUGGAGGUACAACUGCAUCACUUUCUUUGCCCAAAGAUUCAAAGUUCUCUCUGAAGUUAAAGAUUAAGAAACCUAGCCUCGAUAAUCAAAGCUCUCAAAACCCCCUACCCGAAGAAAAGGCUACCAUAAGAGGGCAGAGGUCCAAAAGGAAAAGAUCAUCAGCCUUUGCAGAGAAGGCACCACUAAAUGAAGAUAAAACUGUUGUGCAAGACAGUGAGAUGUUGGAAGCUAGUUGGAUAUUGAAAAAGUUGGGUAAUGAUGCAAUUGGGAAGCGAAUUGAAGUCCAUCAGCCAUCCGAAAGCUCAUGGAACAAGGGAGCAGUUUCCGACGUAAUUGAAGGAACAUCAAAGCUGUCUGUAACCUUGGAUGAUGGUAGAGUCCUCAGUGUUGAGCUUGGAAAGCAGGCUGUUCGAUUUGUUCCACAAAAGCAAAAGAGGUGAAUAUGGAGCACCAAAGUCCUUUCAAAACGAGUUCUUGGUGGUCCAAGAUGGAAAUGGAGCGACUCUUCCUUAUUAUUUCCGAAGAUGCCAUCUCCGUUAGCCGGAUCAUAGAGAUCGACUUUUCUUCUGGGUACCUGCCGAAUCUUUUUCACGCUGUGGAUAGGCUGUUCAGUCGCCAGGCUCUUCAUUAAUUGUUACCUUGUCCAUAUGCAGCUAGUGAUGAUCUCGAUGACUUAACUUUGUAGCAAAUAGUUCCUGUAUUGGAAUCAAAACGAUAAUACUCCAUUUAGGAAUCCAAUGUCUGUAGUAGUAACACCCUCUGUCGUGUAAUUUGUGUUUAGUAGUCAGGCACUGCUUGGAAGUUGAGUUAUUUAUUGAAUUGAGCUCGAGGGCUCACAUCUCAUACACCACUCUUUCCUAAGCAUAUCUAUUGCCGU
Molecule: messenger RNA, 3390 nt
Organism: Linum tenue
Lineage: Eukaryota; Viridiplantae; Streptophyta; Magnoliopsida; Malpighiales; Linaceae
Source: the annotation of a GenBank genome assembly